UUCUGCAUCCAGAAGGAAGGCGGUUGAAGCUGUUGAAGGAAGGGGCAACACCGGGAAAGGGCCGAGGCAGGGAAGAGAGAAUCUGACUGUGGCGUCCCCAUGGGAUUCAAACAGGGAAUCAAGCCGAUGGAGACAAUCGUUAGAAUGAGGAGAUAAAAUGAAGAAGGACCCAGAGAAAGGCCAUCCUGCCCCAGAAGGGAAAGAGGAGGGAAAGGCAGAGAAACACAAGGAAGACAAAGGCGAGGAAAAAGAAGAAGAAAAGAUCGUUGAGGAUGAAGCUGCAGAAACAGUGCCUGAAAAGGAUUAUUCUCCAAAGUGUGCAAUAAAAGUGACAGUCCUGAGUCUCGUCAUGCUUUUGAUCUCAGGUGGAUUGUUCGCCAAAUAUUAUUUACAUGUAAAAAACUUUGGUGACAAUGUCAUGGCUGUAAGGAAGAUUCGGGAAUUUAUGGUCAGUCGUAACAAGUCCCUGGAAGGAUUCAAUGAUUCAGCACUUCUCUUUGAAACGGAGAUGUUAGUAGAAAAAGUGGCAGCCAGCAAUGAGAAAGCUUUUCAGUUGAAGACCACAGUCGAUGACAUACUUCAGAAAGUUGGGCAAGGGUGGGAAUACUACGAAGGACGUCUCUAUUAUUUCGGCCCUAUAGCAAAGAAUUUUUACGAAUCCCAGAAAGAAUGUGAAGAAGAAAAUGCUGAUUUGGUUUCUGUUUUAAGCUCUGAAGCAGAGAAGUAUCUGGAGGAUAAAUCUAAGAUGACCUCAGUAAGUCUAUGGAUUGGACUCUGGAAGGUCAAUGGCACCUGGAAAUGGAUUGAUGGUACAGACUACAGUGUGAGUUUUUGGAGGCCAGGCCAGCCAGACGACCCGGGCACCACACCCAAAGACUGUGCUGAGAUUCAAGCGAGUUGUCCCCACAAAGAUUCUGGGAAAUGCUGGAACGGCGUUAGCUGCGAUAAGGAGAACAUGCUUGUUUGUACGAUAGAUAUGGCAUCAUUCGUGGUAUACUAAGAUCUGGACACCCUGCUCUCCGUGCAAAAGGAAAAAGACACGGAGCUGGCCAUCCCAGGGGAACAGGGCAUAGAAGAGUUCAGUGUUUUGAUGUCCACAACGCCUUGUUAGCCCUAAUUCCACGUGACUGCUAGAGGAAAACUAUUUUGAAUCCCACACAGAUGCAUCUAGACAUGAAGAAUAAAAGUAUGAAAGGCUU
Molecule: messenger RNA, 1199 nt
Organism: Pogona vitticeps (central bearded dragon)
Lineage: Eukaryota; Metazoa; Chordata; Lepidosauria; Squamata; Agamidae
Source: RefSeq, a predicted model, not a curated record